AUGUUGAAACAAUCAAGUGAAACUGUGACAAGACGUCUCUUGUCGACAACUGCUUUGAAAAAUGUUAGUACUACCAGGACUAAUCAAAAAGGCAGUAGAAGACGUAUGACGGAAUUUAGAGACGCUAUGAAUGUUGGUCCAUCUUUUCAAGAUUUUAUUAGUGGGAAAGCUGCUGACUAUAUUUAUGAUCCAUUAGAGAAAACUCGUUUAGCUAAUACUGAUAGUAAAGAAAAACUGCCUCAUUGGUUGAAAGUUCCUAUUCCAAAGGGUAAGAAUUUUAAUAAAUUAUAUAAUGAUGUUAGUACACUUAAACUAAGUACAGUUUGCCAAGAGGCUAAAUGUCCAAAUAUUGGUGAAUGUUGGGGUGGUAAAGAUAAAUCAAAGGCUACCGCUACAAUAAUGUUAUUAGGUGAUACCUGUACAAGAGGUUGUCGUUUUUGCUCUGUGAAAACUAAUAGAACACCUGCUAAACCUGACCCAAUGGAACCUGAAAAUACUGCAGAAGCUAUAAAGAGAUGGGGUUUAGGUUAUGUUGUAUUGACUACAGUUGAUAGAGACGACUUAGUCGAUGGUGGUGCACACCAUUUAGCUAAGACGGUACGUAUGAUUAAAGAAAAGACUAAUAAUAAAAUCCUCGUAGAGACAUUAUCUGGUGAUUUUAGAGGAGAUAUGGAAAUGGUUGAUGUAAUGGCUAAGAGUGGAUUAGAUGUAUAUGCUCAUAAUUUGGAAACUGUAGAGGAAUUGACUCCUUUUGUUCGUGAUAGAAGAGCCACUUAUAGGCAAUCUUUAGCUGUAUUGAAAAGAGCUAAAGAAACUGUUCCAACUCUUUUAACUAAGAGUUCAAUAAUGUUAGGUCUUGGUGAGACAGAUGAACAAGUUAUGCAAACUUUAAAAGAUUUAAGAGAAAUCGAUUGUGAUAUUGUUACAUUUGGUCAAUAUAUGAGACCAACAAAGAGGCAUAUGAAAGUAGUAGAAUACGUUCAUCCAGAUAAAUUUAAAUAUUGGAAGGAUGUGGCAGAGAAAGAAUUAGGAUUUCAGUAUUGUGCAUCUGGUCCAUUGGUUAGAUCUUCUUACAAGGCUGGUGAAUCAUUCAUUGAAAAUAUUUUAAAGAAACGUACUGCUAAUUAA
This is a messenger RNA of Maudiozyma saulgeensis, 1128 nucleotides long. The record is from the annotation of a GenBank genome assembly. Lineage: Eukaryota; Fungi; Ascomycota; Saccharomycetes; Saccharomycetales; Saccharomycetaceae.